AUGUCUGACCAUACAGUCCGUCUCAAGAGCACCCCAGUCAAACCGACGAAACCACCUCCCGUCAAUAGGAAGGAAAUGUCUGCGUUGCACCUUCCACCCGACUCUCUCAUUCCCAACACCGAGUUCUGUCGAACUUGGCUCAACGUGCACGACGCGAUCAAGCACCUCGUCGUCGAUGAGGAGUUGAAAACACUUGCCGAGGCCGUCCAGAAAAGCAAAGAAACUUGCUAUAAGAAGGUAGAAAUCCUGCUCAACUACGCUAGUGGUUUGAUUCACAAUGAACUUUGCCCCUCCUUGGAAUUCAUCGUGUUCGUCGACAACCACUCAUUUGUCCCGACGAACCAUCCGAACGAAAUCAAGGGUGGUGCUCCAGACUCUGUCGGCAUACUCGAGAGCGUCCUCAAGAAACUUCAGGAGGACGAACGCAAUCGAAUUCCCUGCCAUCUCACCUUGACAGCGGUCGAGGAGAAGACAGCUGUCGACGCGAAGGUUGGUCCGGCACAGUGCGGCGCCUAUCUUGGAUACGCCAAUCAGGCCCGGCCCGACAUGGUGGGCAUGUACGGCCUCUCCGUCUCGCCUCGAAGUUUCCAGAUCCAGUACAGCUGCGCCGCUGGGCUUGCUACGUCAGAAGAGUUCAACUGGACUGCACAACUCGGUGGCAUUUUGGCGUAUGUAUGCACGCUGUACCUUCCCCGCACCGACUUCGCGCCGAGAGAUACUACGAUCUCGCUCGCUACUGGUCGUGACAUCCUCGGGCCUCCCCUCUGGGACAUCGAUGUCGGCGACAAGGUUUAUCGCAACUGCAAAGUCCAAUUUGUCGGGCAACCAUGGACGAGAAUGACAUGGGUUGUGAAAGCGGAAACCGACAACGAGGAAGGCCCUAUUAUGAUCAAAGACUCGUACCGUGACGUGCGGACCCGCUUCAAGGAAGGGGACAUGUACGAGAUUCUUCACAAGGAAGGUUCUGCACCUGGAUUUGCCGCUGUCGAUCGCGAAUACGAAGUCAAGUACACAGAUACCCCCAUCACAGUCUCUAUGAAGGAAUGCACGCGGAUCAAGACGAGGUUGAUCAUGAAGACAAGUGGGUUGGCUCUGAACCACUGCAAGAAUAUUGUCGAUUUCUUCAAAGGAAUGUACGACAUCCUUGAGGCCCAUCGUUGGAUGGUUACGGAACGCAAGUUGCUUCAUCGUGACAUCAGUCAUGGCAAUAUCGUCGUCGAAGCUAAGGAUUCUCCCCAAAUACCGAAGUUCACGGGGAAGCCACCGAUAUUCAUCAACGAAGUUCUCCGCGGCGAACCCGCACCACCUAUGGCUCGAUUACUGGACAUGGACAACUGUGCCAGACUCGAUACAAUGGCAGGGGAGACGAAAACAGUUGUAGAUGCAACCGACCAGCCAUUAAGAUACCGCACUGGUACACCAAAAUUUAUCGCUCGAUCCGUUGCUAUUGGAGAAAUCCUGGUUGAAUGUGGGGUCCUGCCUAUGCCGACGUUACAGUCAGAUAUCGCAGAGAAGUACAAACGAGCUUAUCACGAAGACAUCUCUAAGUUGCGGUCCUUCUCCGACGCCAAUGGGUCUUCGCACGGUGGGUAUCCGGACGCGGCGCGCAUAGCCCUUAUCCAGACAGAUCCCGACUUCGGCGCUGACAUGUUCGAACAUCAACCCUUCCACGAUGCGGAGUCCGUAUAUUGGUGCAUCGCCGCUUUUGUCCUCCUUGCGAAACCGCUGAACAGCGACGUGGACGAAAACAACGAUGCCUUCAACGAGAUGUGGACGUGCCUCGCGGAGCACGAGGUCGGGAACGAUAACGACAAGCGGCUCCCUCUUAUUCAUCGCUGCAAGUGGAAGCACUGGUUGCAUAGGGAUCUUUCGUUUAUUGCCGACCUAAUGGUUGCGCUCAGCUUCCAAGUCCGACCUGAAUGGACACUUGUGACGCCGGGGCCGGAUCCUCUCCACCUCCACGAAGCAAUGCAACGGUUAAUUCUGCAAUACGUCCAUGAUUGGGAGAAGAACCGAAUCAACGUCGAACUCGACACCGUCUACUCCCGAGCUUUCACGCCCGUCGAGCGAAAACCCAUGGCGCAGGUGUGCAAACACCCCCUCAAGGGCCAGGUCAUCACCUCGAGCACCCUUGGCAAGCGAGGGUCCAAGACUGGGCGCGCGCAAUCAGGCUCGAAGCGAUUGCGCAAGACCGGCGACGAUGAACCUCUAGGUGCGGACUUGGCUGAGUUACAACAAGCCUGGGUUGACUCGCAGUCUGUGCCUGUGGCCGCUGAGCUUUUAUAA
Messenger RNA from Pleurotus ostreatus (oyster mushroom), 2286 nucleotides. RefSeq lists its product as uncharacterized. The coding region runs from base 1 to 2286 and encodes 761 amino acids. The record is from RefSeq and is a predicted model, not a curated record. Lineage: Eukaryota; Fungi; Basidiomycota; Agaricomycetes; Agaricales; Pleurotaceae. The transcript is spliced from 6 exons.